Ilex paraguariensis (yerba mate) is the source of this 447-nucleotide messenger RNA. Lineage: Eukaryota; Viridiplantae; Streptophyta; Magnoliopsida; Aquifoliales; Aquifoliaceae. The record is from the annotation of a GenBank genome assembly.
AUGUCCACAGAUAAUCUUCUGAUUGAUGAUGCUACAUCAACUUCUGCUGAGACAGAUGAAAGAAUUGCAGGUGGCCAGCUAACCUCGAACUUUGAGGAAAAGGGUAAUCGGUAUCUGGAACAUGAAGAUGAAAUUGGGGUUGUGACAGGGAAUUGGGGUUGUGGUGCUUUUGGUGGAGACCCUGAACUUAAGGCCACAAUUCAGUGGCUUGCUGCUUCGCAGGCAUCAAGACCUUUCAUAUCGUAUUACACUUUUGGCAUGGAGGCAUUGCGGACACUGGACCAGGUAACACAGUGGAUCACUUCCAAUGGAUGGACUGUUGGAGACCUUUGGAAUAUGUUGGUGGAGUACUCGUCUCAGAGAUUGAAUGGAGAAACUGAAGUGGGCUUCUUCAGUUGGCUCCUUCCAUCAUUACUGACCCAUGACGAAAUGAUAUUGAAAAGUUGA